UCAGCCCCGCUCUUGCCAGAAGUGGAGACUUACCUCCAGCUGCUUCUGGUCAUCUACCUGAUGAACAGCAAGCGAUACCCAGAGGCUCAGAAGGUGUCUGACGACCUGAUGCAAAAGAUCAGCUCCCAGAACCGCCGGGCCCUUGACCUGGUGGUGGCAAAAUGUUACUACUACCACUCCCGCAUCUACGAGUUCCUGAACAAACUCGACGUGGUCAGGAGCUUCCUGCACGCCCGGCUCCGGACGGCCACGCUGCGGCACGACGCAGACGGCCAGGCCACCCUCCUGAACCUGCUGCUGAGGAACUAUCUCCACUACAACCUCUACGACCAAGCCGAGAAGCUCGUCUCCAAGUCUGUGUUUCCCGAGCAGGCCAACAACAACGAGUGGGCUCGGUACCUCUAUUACACAGGGCGCAUCAAGGCCAUCCAGCUGGAGUACUCGGAGGCGCGGAGGACCAUGACGAACGCCCUGCGGAAGGCCCCGCAGCACACGGCUGUUGGCUUCAAGCAGACAGUGCACAAGCUGCUCAUCGUGGUGGAACUGCUGCUGGGGGAGAUCCCGGACAGGCUCCAGUUCAGACAACCCUCCCUCAAGCGCUCGCUCAUGCCCUACUUCCUCCUGACUCAGGCCGUCAGGACUGGGAACCUGGCCAAGUUCAACCAAGUCCUUGAUCAGUUUGGGGACAAGUUCCAGGCUGAUGGCACCUACACCCUGAUCAUUCGUCUGAGGCACAACGUCAUCAAGACGGGUGUCCGGAUGAUUAGCUUGUCCUACUCUCGCAUCUCCCUGGCUGACAUUGCCCAGAAGCUGCAGCUGGACAGUCCAGAGGAUGCAGAGUUCAUCGUUGCCAAGGCCAUCCGGGACGGCGUGAUCGAGGCCAGCAUUAACCAUGAGAAGGGCUACGUCCAGUCGAAGGAGAUGAUCGACAUCUACUCCACGAGGGAGCCUCAGUUGGCCUUUCACCAGCGCAUCUCUUUCUGCCUCGACAUCCACAACAUGUCUGUCAAG
Molecule: messenger RNA, 1011 nt
Organism: Nestor notabilis (Kea)
Lineage: Eukaryota; Metazoa; Chordata; Aves; Psittaciformes; Psittacidae
Gene: PSMD3
Product: proteasome (prosome, macropain) 26S subunit, non-ATPase, 3
Exons: 8
Biological process (GO): regulation of protein catabolic process; ubiquitin-dependent protein catabolic process
Cellular component (GO): proteasome regulatory particle, lid subcomplex; proteasome complex
Molecular function (GO): enzyme regulator activity; protein binding
Source: RefSeq, a predicted model, not a curated record